Messenger RNA from Balaenoptera musculus (blue whale), 3299 nucleotides. It is a transcript of the gene YME1L1, whose product is annotated as YME1 like 1 ATPase. Gene Ontology annotation, biological process: mitochondrion organization; protein quality control for misfolded or incompletely synthesized proteins. The record is from RefSeq and is a predicted model, not a curated record. Lineage: Eukaryota; Metazoa; Chordata; Mammalia; Artiodactyla; Balaenopteridae. Gene Ontology annotation, cellular component: mitochondrial inner membrane. Gene Ontology annotation, molecular function: ATP-dependent peptidase activity; ATP hydrolysis activity; ATP binding.
CUGUCUUUGCAGCAGCUGUAGGCAGGGGAGGCCAUUUUCCGUUUCUAGGAAGAGUGAGGGCGAGAGGAGAGAGAAAAGAAGGGGAAAAAAGGGCUCAGCGCCUCCCCGCUGGGCCGUGGACAAGAGGGACAGUUUCGGCAGGCGGGUGAGGUCGCUGACGGCCUGGAGAAGAUGUUUUCCCUGUCGAGCACCGUUCAGCCCCAGGUUACAGUUCCUCUGAGUCAUCUCAUCAAUGCCUUCCAUUCACCGAAAAACACAUCUAUUUCUGUCAGUGCAUCAAUUUCUCAAAACCAGCAUCGAGAUGUAGUGUCUGAGCAUGAGGCUCCCAGCAAUGAGCCUAUACUUAACUUAAGGGACCUUGGAUUAUCUGAAUUAAAAAUUGGACAAAUUGAUCAACUGGUAGACAGUCUACUUCCUGGAAUUUGUAAGGACAAGAACGUUUCUUCCCAUUGGCAUACAUCUCAUGUAUCUGCACAGUCCUUCUUUGAAAAUAAAUACGGUUGCUUAGAUAUAUUUAGUACUUUACGUUCCUCUUGCUUGUACAGACAACAUUCAAGAACUCUUAAAAGAAUUUGUUCAGAUCUUCAGUACUGGCCAGUUUUCGUACAGUCUCGGGGUUUUAAAACUUUAAAGUCAAGGACACGACGUCUACAGUCCACUUCUGAAAGAUUAGCAGAAACACAACAUACAGCACCAUCAUUCGUGAAGGGGUUUCUUUUGCGGGACAGAGGAUCAGACGUUGAGAGUUUGGACAAACUCAUGAAAACCAAAAACAUACCUGAGGCUCACCAAGAUGCAUUUAAAACUGGUUUUGCAGAGGGUUUUCUGAAAGCUCAAGCACUGACACAAAAAACCAAUGAUUCUCUAAGAAGAACUCGCCUGAUUGUCUUUAUUCUGCUGGUAGUUGGCAUUUAUGGACUCUUAAAAAACCCAUUUUUAUCUGUCCGCUUCCGGACAACAACGGGGCUUGAUUCUGCCGUAGAUCCUGUGCAGAUGAAAAAUGUUACCUUUGAACAUGUUAAAGGAGUGGAGGAAGCUAAACAAGAAUUACAAGAAGUUGUUGAAUUCUUGAAAAAUCCACAAAAAUUUACUGUUCUUGGAGGUAAACUUCCGAAAGGAAUUCUUUUAGUUGGACCACCAGGGACAGGAAAGACACUUCUUGCCCGAGCUGUGGCCGGAGAAGCUGAUGUUCCUUUUUAUUAUGCUUCUGGAUCAGAAUUUGAUGAGAUGUUUGUGGGUGUGGGAGCCAGCCGUAUAAGAAAUCUUUUUAGGGAAGCAAAAGCAAAUGCCCCGUGUGUUAUAUUUAUUGAUGAAUUAGAUUCUGUUGGUGGGAAGCGAAUUGAAUCUCCAAUGCAUCCAUAUUCACGGCAGACCAUAAAUCAACUUCUUGCUGAAAUGGAUGGUUUUAAACCCAACGAAGGAGUUAUCAUCAUAGGAGCCACAAACUUCCCAGAGGCAUUAGAUAACGCCUUAAUACGUCCUGCGUUUGACAUGCAGGUUACAGUUCCAAGGCCAGAUGUAAAAGGUCGAACAGAAAUCUUGAAGUGGUAUCUCAAUAAAAUAAAAGUUUUGAUCACUGUUGAUCCAGAAAUCAUAGCUCGAGGUACUGUUGGAUUUUCUGGAGCAGAGUUGGAGAAUCUUGUGAACCACUGCUUAAAGGCAGCUGUUGAUGGAAAAGAAAUGGUUACCAUGAAGGAACUAGAGUUUUCCAAAGAUAAAAUCCUAAUGGGUCCUGAGCGUAGAAGUGUGGAAAUUGAUAACAAAAACAAAACGAUCACAGCGUAUCAUGAAUCUGGUCAUGCUAUUAUUGCAUAUUACACUAAAGAUGCAAUGCCUAUCAACAAAGCUACAAUCAUGCCACGAGGGCCAACACUUGGACAUGUGUCCCUGUUGCCUGAGAAUGAUCGAUGGAAUGAAACUAGAGCUCAGCUUCUUGCUCAGAUGGACGUCAGUAUGGGAGGAAGAGUGGCAGAGGAACUUAUAUUUGGAACUGAUUAUAUUACAACAGGUGCUUCCAGUGAUUUUGAUAAUGCAACCAAAAUAGCAAAGCGGAUGGUCACCAAAUUUGGAAUGAGUGAAAAGCUUGGAGUUAUGACCUACAGUGAUACAGGGAAACUGAGUCCAGAAACUCAAUCUGCUAUUGAACAGGAAAUCAGAAUCCUUCUGAGGGAUUCAUAUGAGCGAGCAAAACAUAUCUUGAAGACUCAUGCAAAAGAGCACAAGAAUCUAGCAGAAGCUUUAUUGACCUAUGAGACUUUGGAUGCCAAAGAGAUUCAGAUUGUUCUUGAGGGGAAGAAAUUGGAUGUGAGAUGAUAGCUCUUGAUGCAUUGUUGGUUUUAUUGCAAGACCAUAAGUAGCACUGCAGUAGUCGUAUUUUGCAACACUUUUCUCCCAUUCUUGGUAUCACUCAAGGGUGUGAAACACUUUGUCAGUCUUUUGUCACAUUUAUCUAAUUUUGAUUAUUCUCAUGAUGGACACCUACUGCAAAUAGCAAAUUUAUUAAAGAAAAUAAAGAACUAUCAGGAUUGAAAACAGCUUGUUUGAGAAAUGUCAAUCAGUUAUUAAGUUGAAAAUAAGUAAUGAUUUUAUGGUUGGUUACAGUGCUAGAUGUGAAUAGAAAUUGUGCCUUUAGCUCUUGGGAAGUAUUUUUACUUAGGAAAAUAAAAUUCUUGAAGGAUUGUCUUUAUUUCUAGAUAGUAUCACUUAUCUUUGAUAAAGAAAUGAUGCUAUUUGGCUAUUCAUAAAUCAUAUUUCUACAUACAUCAGUGGAAAAAACUUCAUUAAGAUGCACUUAAUUAUGAUCUAGAUUGACCAUAUAUAAAGUGUUUUUUUAAAAAUCUAAGAGUAGAGAAUUGUGAACCUACAGAUACAAUCAGAAUUUAAAUGAUUAUUAUAAGCUUUUUAAAAUGCAACUUGCAUUUUCAUGGUCUUUUUUUUUUUUUUUUAACAUUACUAUCGCUCUGAAAAUGAAGUUUAUUUCAGAGCAGCAGUAUUUUGUUAAAUAAACAAGUAACACACCUCAAAUUAUGAAUAACUAUGUAAUUAUGCUUUGCAUUGAAACCAAAAUAAAACCAAAAACCCAGUCCCAUUCAGAGUGAACUUUUGAAUUAUGCUGUGUUAGAAAUGGAAAGUUGUUUUUAUUUUUCAGUCAGGUUUUGUGAAUAUGAAUGUGUUGUUACAGGAUUUACAGAUGACUUUAUUUAACUCAGUAGAAAAUUAUUUUAGAGCACAUUGUAUUGGUUUUACAACCAUAUAUUCUUGAAGUGAUUUUAUUAAAAUUACGUACAGUUUUCUAGUAA